AUGGGUUGACACUUAACCACCGAGCCACAGCAGCCGGGCAAAGCUGCAUUUAUAAGCCUCCCAUAUAUCUAAGCGUGGCACUAACUUCUGGCCAAUAAAAUAUAAACAAAUGUUGGGUAUGAAUUUUGGGAAAUACCCUUAGAAGGAGGACAAGCCCUUCUUUAUCUCUCCCUUCUCUCCUGGCUAGAAUGUACACAUGGUACCUGGAGCUUGAACAGCCAUCUUGGGACAUGAGGAACACGCUCAGGAGAAGGAACAGGAAUUUAGAAGAAAGUUGGCUCCCUAGAAUUUGUAGGGCUGACAUCACAGCUCUUGAUGCAAGAGAAAAAUAACCUGCACUUAUAAUUAAGCCACUGUCAUUUUUGGUCUCAGUUAUUCAUAGAAAAACCUCAUCCUAACUAAUUCAAUUGGUAUUCUCUGGGGCUUUAUUUCUGGGUGGUUAUGAAUAUAAGUUUUGCUUUAAUGUUUUUAAUUUUUUUUUUUUUUUUUAGCGAGAGGAGGAGAGAGAGAGAGAGAGAGAGAGAGAAAAACAUCAGUGUGAGAGAGAAACAUCAAUCUAUUGCCUCCUUACACUCCCAGACCUGCGAUGGACUGGGAAUCAAACCUGCCACCUUUUCGUGUAGGAAAUGACACGCCAAGUAACUGAGUCACACUGGCCAGGGCAUGAAUGUAAGUUUUUAAAGUAAUUUCUUGUUAAGACUAAAUUCCUUUUUAUUUCUACGUCUCUAUGUUCCAUUACUGGUUUCUGUUCAAGGGUACACUGUGCUAUGUUUUUCCUAUACCUAUAUACCUAUGAUGAAGUUUAACUUAUAAAUUAGGCACAGCAGGAGAUGAACAACAAUAACUAGUAAUAGAAAAAGAACAACUGUAAUGAUAUAACGAGAUAAAAGUUACAUGAAUGUGGUCUUUCUCACUUUUUUACUUAGAGGAAGCACUGUACAGCUUCUCUUCGGUGUAUCCAAAUUGCCAGCAUCACUAGUCCUGUGCUCUGGGGCCAUCAAGUAAAAUAAGGUGACCUGAACACAAGCACUGCAACUCUGAGACACUCAACCUGAUAAUGGAGAUGGCUACUAAAGUGCGGCCGAGUGCUCAUGCAAUUCCUGGUAGGCACGGAUGUCAAAGAAGGCGAGUGGCCCUGGCAGGUGAGCCUGAGGGUCAACGGCACCCACGUGUGUGGAGGCUCGCUCAUCGCGCCGCAGUGGGUGCUGACCGCCGGCCACUGUAUUUUCAGCCGUGAGCAGUACAGUGUCAAGAUGGGAGAUCUGAGUGUCUAUGAGACAGUCAUGAGUGUGGUUGUGCCCGUCAAAAAAAUCGUUAGCUACCCUCAGUUCUCGACACGUGGAGCCAUUCGACAUGACCUUGCCCUGCUCCAGCUUGUCUACCCUGUAAAGUUCACGAUGACCAUCCAGCCUGUGUGCAUCCCUCAGGAGACCUUCAAGGUGGAAGAUGGGGCCAGGUGCUGGGUGACCGGAUGGGGCAGGAAAGAAGAAUUUGGCCCUCCACUUCUUUCAAAUACUCUCCAGAAGACCGACCGAUACAUCGUCUGCUCUGAAUCAUGUAAUCAUUUGCUCCAGAUGUCCAUACCAACCAGUGAGGAUAUGGUUCUGGAAGGAAUGCUCUGUGGCUAUAAAGGUGCAGGAAAGGAUUCUUGUCAGGGAGAUUCCGGGGGCCCCCUGGUCUGUCAGUAUAAUGACACAUGGGUCCAGAUGGGGAUUGUGAGCUGGAGCGUCAACUGCGGUCAGGGAAACUUGCCUGGCGUUUAUACAGACACUGCUAUCUAUGCUAAAUGGAUAGCUGCUGUGGUGAGCCGGGCUGCCUCCGCGUAUCCAAUGCUGUUCAUCAUUCCCCUGGGCAUCCUGGUGACCCUGUGAUCACCACAGCACGCUCUCCUCCUGCUUCUGAGUCACCCCCGAGGCCUUUCAUCCCACUUCCCACUCCUCAGCGCCCUGCCCUCACAUUCCCAUUGGGACCCACUGACCCUGUGGAGAGCCACGCAACAGAGAGCAGAAGCAAGACUGCAGUCUCCAAAGUGUCCUGGCCUGGUGCUCCAGUCCCCUGCCUGCAACUGCUGGGAGGGAGAGGUGAAACCGCGCCAGCUCGAGGGCCAGCUGACCUGCCAGGUGGAGCAGGUGCUGCGUGGACAGCUUGGAGAACGUCUACCAAGGAAGAGACGUCAUCAGCGGUGCACACCCUUAGACCUGGGUGGUUUCAGGCUCUCAGCUGACAGUUGGUCAAACCAGUCGGCUUGGUGAUUGUCCAGAGAGAGUGAGGGAGGUGUCCCCCUGUCCCUGCCAUGGUGUGAUUUCCACAGGGCUCAGUUGUCUGGGGAGAAGUUCCCUGUACCCCAGUGUGGAACCACCUGUGAGUGGCCAGCCUCUGGCAGUGCCCUGAUGGCUACAUCCAGGCUCGCCCCAUGUUGUGUUGAGACAUGAAGGAGUGCGGAGAUUUCUGACAUCAGUUGAUUAAACGUUUGGAGGGUG
Messenger RNA from Miniopterus natalensis, 2480 nucleotides. The record is from RefSeq and is a predicted model, not a curated record. Lineage: Eukaryota; Metazoa; Chordata; Mammalia; Chiroptera; Miniopteridae.